CGUCAGCGAUUCGCCGUCCAUUACUUCGGAGAUCCAGGAACUGCUGUGCCUUCAGCAGCCAUGAAUCGGCUCGGUGCGCUGUUGAUUUUGCCAGUUUUGCUGGACUCGGCGCUGUCAAUUUCAUUUCAUCUACCAGUCAACACAAGGAAGUGUCUGCGAGAAGAAAUUCACAAGGACGUGCUUGUGACGGGAGAAUAUGAAAUUAGUGAACAACAGAACACGAAAACGAACCUGAAGAUCACAGACUCCUCAGGCCAUAUUCUGUAUUCUAAAGAAGAUGCCUCCAAGGGGAAGUUCGCCUUUACUACUGAAGAUUAUGACAUGUUUGAAGUUUGCUUUGAAAGCAAAUCCCCAAUGGGGACUGGUAGGGUUCCUGACCAGCUUGUGAACCUGGACAUGAAACACGGCGUGGAGGCAAAAAACUAUGAGGAGAUUGCCAAGGUGGAGAAGCUGAAGCCGCUGGAGGUGGAGCUGCGUCGGCUGGAGGAUCUGUCUGAGUCCAUCGUCAACGACUUCGCCUACAUGAAGAAGAGGGAGGAGGAGAUGCGCGACACCAACGAAUCCACCAACACCCGAGUAUUGUACUUCAGCAUAUUCUCCAUGUGCUGUCUGAUCGGGCUGGCUACCUGGCAGGUCUUCUACCUGCGACGCUUCUUCAAGGCCAAGAAGCUCAUUGAGUAGACUGCUGGGACUGGACUGGUUCGCACCAGGAAUUCCCUUUUUAUCCCUCCACGCUCCUCAUCCCUGUUACCCCCCGCCCGUGUCCUCAACUGGUGGAACACUCCGCCAAUAAAGGAGUUGAAGAGAGGGACAAUCCAAGAUCCCGGAGAACAGGAAUGCACUAUGGGUUGUUCUCCUUUUACAUUCUUUGGUAGUCAGUCGCCCAACACCACACACACACAACCCCCUUUUUUUUCUUCUAUGUGCUACAGGAUUCUGUUUUAAUGGACCCUCAAACAAUUGUACAAAAUCAUUUUAAGCUACAGCUUGAAGUCGCAUCUGUGAAAAAGAUGCCUGUUUAGGUAUAAUUGUUGUUUUUUUUUGUUUUUGUUUUGUUUUUGCUUAGGCUACGACUUUUUUUUUGGAUCUGGCUGCGGGUUUGAAUUUGUUUUGGAUCAGUGUAAAUGAUUUGCAUACUGGUGGGGUUCUCUAGAUAAUGGUUUAGGGUAUUCUGACUCGCCACAACUUUAAGUUUGAAUUGUUUGUUUGUGAAACUCUCCAGGUCAAAAUACAUAUAGUUUUUUUUAUUAUUAUUAUUUCAAAGAUACUGCAUCCCCUUCUUCCACAGAUUUUUCUUUGGCAAUUUGCUUUUGUUGACAUUGAACCUUUUUGUAAACUUCUACUAAUGAAUACACACUAUUGCAAUGAAUAUGUUUGUGUAAAAAAAAAAAGUCCAGACAAUGCAUUCACAUCCUGAAAUUCGAUGGCCACUUCUUGCUGGCUAGAAAGAGGUUUUGAAGAAGCUUUUUUGCUCCUUUUGCUUCAUGCUUGAAUAAAGAUGAGGAUGUAUUAACAAUGUUACACCGUAAAACCUCUGGUUUAUCUUUGCCAUAAAUUCCAACAACAGAAGUGGGUAACACUUCACUUGACGCAGGUGUCAUAGGCAUGUCAUUACAGUGUCAAAACAGUGUCAUGGCACAGUUAUGUACGUGUCUUAAACAUUAUGUCCAUGUCAUACACAUUUUAUGACUGUUGGCCUUAAGUGACAUUCGGUUAUGGUAAAGACAACCCAUUACACUGUAAUGACAUGCAUAUGACACCGGCGUCAAGUAAAGUGUUACCCAGAAGUGUAUGAAAACACAGUGGUACACUUCCACUGAGUUACAGUGACGUUCUCAACUGCUUCCUGAACUCUGUAAUUAUUCUAUUUGAAUGUUGAUAAUGGGGGUUUCUUUAAAUAAAGAUAAAAUGUUAUUUCUUUGUAAAUAACAUAAACCGA
This is a messenger RNA of Engraulis encrasicolus (European anchovy), 1939 nucleotides long. It is a transcript of the gene tmed10, whose product is annotated as transmembrane p24 trafficking protein 10. The record is from RefSeq and is a predicted model, not a curated record. Bases 61 to 681 code for a protein of 206 amino acids. Gene Ontology annotation, biological process: Golgi organization; intracellular protein transport; endoplasmic reticulum to Golgi vesicle-mediated transport. NCBI's taxonomy places the organism in Eukaryota, Metazoa, Chordata, Actinopteri, Clupeiformes, Engraulidae. Gene Ontology annotation, cellular component: endoplasmic reticulum-Golgi intermediate compartment; COPII-coated ER to Golgi transport vesicle; Golgi apparatus. The transcript is spliced from 5 exons.